AUGCCUCAGAAGUUCCCAUGGUCCAAGUCGAACCGGUCGCACAAUUCCGUCGACAGCAGCCCGUCAGGACAGCCAUCGCCCGUGGCCUCUGGUAAGGCUGGUGGGGUUGGGGGUUUAAUAGCUGAUGCCGUGGCUGACGAGCAAGCGCUGGCAGUGAACGACGUCGGAGCGCCGCGAUUCCAGCUCACGGACGGUCAACCACUACCACAGCAGCAGCAGCAGCAGCAGGCCUCUGCGCAGCAACAGCAACAACAGCCGCAGCCGCAUCAUCUUCAUCUUCUUCAUCAUCAUCAUCAUCAGCAGCAGCCGCAGCCGCAGCAACAGCAACAGGUGCCUCCAGGUGGCUCACAGGGCCAGUACAGUGAGCAGCAGCAACAGCAGCAGCAGCAGCAACAACAACAACAGCAACAACAACAGCAACAACAACAGCAGCAACAGUAUCUGCAGAGAACAGCCAGCCAGACCCACCGGCUCAGCGCACAUCUACCCCUCGGCCACCACGCACCGUCAAACCAUCAGCAGCCAGCCGGCCCUUCUCAGUCAGGCGAAGGCUCCGACACAGCCCACCGUAGAUCCUACCAGCCUCCUUCGACAUCCUUAUCCUCUGCAGGCCACACGCCUGAGCCCAAGAAGCAGUCGCUCAGCAGCCGCAUUGCAGCCGGCGUGCGAGGCCACAAGAAGGACGACGCAGCGAAGCAGGCGCAGAAAAACGGCGUGGCGCGAAGCAAGUCGGUCAGGACCAGCGAGCUCAGAGCGCCAGACUACCCAUCAUCGCAAGAGGACCACCUUCGUCUCCAAGGGGUGCAACAGUGGCAUCAGCGACAGUCGUCCAGUCCGCUUCUCUCCACGUCCGACGAGCACGACGAGCACGACCUCGAUCCAUUCCUGCAACAGCAAGACGGCCGUAUAAACCCUCAGGUGCCACCCAAAGACGUGCAAUAUCAUCUUCAGCAGCAGCAGCAGCAGCAGCAGCAGCCACCACAACAGUACCAGGGUUACCAGCCGCCUGUGCAGCAUCCCUCAACCACGCAGGAAUACCAGGCCUUCAAUCCCCAGAGCGUGCCAAGUCCUCUGCUCCAGAACGCGCAGCUUCAUGGGCACAGCGGUCAAGGUCCAGACCCCUCCCAGCAACUGUCACAAUCCCAACAAGACUAUUACGCAUAUCAGCACCAGCAAGUGCCUCCCCAGGUACACGGACAGUUGGCGCUAGAUCACGCACAACAAAGUCUACACUACCAACAGCAGCAGCAGUCGCAGCUUGUCGCACAACCACAAUCUCGUCAGGGUCAAGACCAUCCGCAACAGCAGCCUCAGACUGUCCGUCCACCGUCGCAACAUCAGAACGAAACACUACAUCCACAGGUGAAUCGUCAGGCUCCUUUGAGCCUUCAGCAGAGUCAGCAGAUCGACGCACAGCAGUCCCAGCAGCUUAGACCACCGUCUUCGAGUCAACCGUUCGCCCCACCGUCACCCCUCCAACCCCAGUCACACCAGCCUCACGACGCACAAAAUCCGCCACCGUACACGUCGGAGCCCCACGCGCACAACAUAACACCCCCGCAGCAGGAUAACAUGGCUUCCAAGGGCCAGAGCAGCAACAGGAACACGAUGAGAAAGGUCAACGAUGGCGGCACGCCAGGUGCGCCUUCGCGAGAGUCUUUGCUCCUUCAACAACCCUUGGCUCAAGGUCAGCAUCUCGGUCAGCCGCCUGUAUCGCCGGGCCUCGCAUCGUUCGACGCUAACGUCGUACCCACAGCUUCACAAGGACAGCCCUAUCGAGGGGAGAAGCAAGGCCAGCAAGGACAGGGAGAAGUGGGUCGAGCGACGCCUCCACCACGAACGUCUAUCGGUGAUAUGACGGAGGAGGAGAUUGAGAAGAUGAUGAAGGAGCACGAUGUGCUGCGCGAAAAGUAUCAAAAGGUCAAGCGAUAUUUCUUCGAACAGCAGUCACAGGUCCAUCAGCUUCAAAACACGCUUGCCAACCAACGAUUGUCUCUGUCGCGCACAUCGUGGGAUGACACGCAACUCUCCUUCUCUAUCCGCAAGGACUGGCGGUCGAUACCUCCCUGGUUGCAGGUAGCCGUCAACAAGACGGCGGUGGAGACUGGCAAACAAGAAAUGACUGCAGUCGGUCGGGCGUUCAUUUCCCACUGGCUAGUAGAGAAUUUGUUCGACAGGUACUUUCAUCCUGAUCUGGAACCUGGCUUUUCGUCACAAUUGCAGUCUAUCGUCUCCAACAUUCGCAGGUUCGCACCACCUUGCCAUAGCGUGGAGGACGAAGAGUCGCUUGCCGCCAAGAUUAUCAACUGGCGGUUAGCGACGCUCGAAGGGCUUGCUGACACACUGAGAGCACCCCAAGCCGAGGCACAUCGGCAACAACUGACAAACACCUUGAAUGAGAAGCUCAUCGCAUCUCUACAGCUGCACCUCAACGAGCCGGCGCCUGCUGACCUAGCAGGAGGAGUGCCGAUGAUCGUUGAGCUGGCCGUCAGUAUCGCCCAACAUUUACCCCUGGAAAGUCGAGAGGUCCAUAUCGAAUACUUUCCGCCUGGACACGGCAUCGUGGCUGAGUUGAUGAAGAUGGAGUCUGGGAUCCCCGCGUUGACAGCGCCUAUCGUCGAGCUGGAUGAGGCUGACCGAGCUUCUUUGAGGAGUGUCGCGUCCAAGAUUGAUGACGGUGUCUCCCUCGCCGAGCAGGAUCAAAUGACACAGCCAAAGGAGGACAAGAAGCGUGGCAUGUUUAGCUUUGUUGCCUCGAAAAAACCUGCCAGCCUGGGCAAACGUGACUCGUCGCUUGGCCAAGGGGGUAGCCAGCAAAGCCUCACGCAGAACCGGCCGGGUAGCGCGGGUGGAAGCAAGGAGGAGAUGCCAGCGCCUCGCGUUCGUAUGGCUGUGGGCGUUGCUGUGCAGAUUCGCGGCAAGAGUGUUCUGAUCAAAGCGCCUGUGUAUAGCACAUGA
Molecule: messenger RNA, 2958 nt
Organism: Plenodomus lingam JN3
Lineage: Eukaryota; Fungi; Ascomycota; Dothideomycetes; Pleosporales; Leptosphaeriaceae
Source: RefSeq, a predicted model, not a curated record